This is a messenger RNA of Tribolium madens (black flour beetle), 3210 nucleotides long. Its product is annotated as mucin-17-like. The coding region runs from base 61 to 3054 and encodes 997 amino acids. The record is from RefSeq and is a predicted model, not a curated record. The transcript is spliced from 2 exons. NCBI's taxonomy places the organism in Eukaryota, Metazoa, Arthropoda, Insecta, Coleoptera, Tenebrionidae.
CAAGAAAAAAAUAAUUAAUGUUCAUCAGUGCGCAGAAAAGUAGACAAUGUAUUAGCAAUUAUGUCGAAAGCUUCUAGGAUCAUUGGUGGGGUACUCUUCAAUCUCUCUCUAGUAAAAAGAUUUAGUUGUAAGAAAUCGAGCGUACUAGUGACAUGUGCAAGUUUCAAACAUUUGCAAACACCCAGUGGGUCUAAAAUGGGACACUUCGAAACAAUCCUCAUUUUACUCUUGUCUCUUCAACCAUGGGAAACUGUAUCAAUCACACGACGCGUGCGAAACUUUCAUCCUCCCACCGAUUGGGAACUAGGACUACGUGAGUCCGUCCAUCAGGCCCUCCUUCGGGAACACUACACCGAUCCGGGACUCCGCGAUCGUCUCCUGGCAGCCCCCUUCAUCAACCGACAAGACAACGCAAGUCCUUUCGGAGAUAUCGCCGUUUUGGCCCGAGGACAACUCUACAUAACCCCGGAAGGUUUUAAAUUCGUCCAAGAUGUGGACUGCGACUGUCAAAGAUGUCUCACUUCGCCCCAAUGCCAAUGGAAGACUUUUGGUCACCAUAAAUUACUCGCAUUGUGGACGGUGAAACGGAUAAGACAUCGGGACCCCCACUAUGGGCACAUGUACGAAAUCGAGUACACAAUAUCGCCCAUCACACAUACCAUCAGCGAGGAUUUGGUCAAACGUCAUGGGUUUUUUAAUUAUAACGUUCCGGGACACAUUUUUGUGAUUAAAAUCGAUCCGGGUGUGAAUACAGUUGAACGAAAUGAAUGGUAUAAGAAAGAGGGGGAUCAUGGACAUUUCAAACCCGGAAUUUUGAUCCAGAUGACUCCAGAUGGGUACAAACACGUGUUGCACAGUUUUCCCGGAUUUUUCACUUCAUAUCACGACCAAACAACAAUCGAUCCCAAAGAAUACGAAUUAUACAAGAAAUUGAUUGAGUCAUUGGCGGCGAAAACGUCAAAUGGACCUCACAGAUUCUCAGUUACGACUCCUGCGACUACGACAUUUAUCGUAAGUGAGGGGCAGUUUGUUCCAAUUACGACUUUACCAACCCAGAGUUAUACAAAAUCGCCUGAACCGCCGAAACCAAUCACAACCAUACAUUAUUACACUCCGGUUGAAACCACUAAACCAACAACAGAAAAACAAGACGAAGACUUUGAUAUUUUUUCAGAGCCUAUACGCACAACCACAAAAAAAAUUACAAGUGAAGAACAUGGUAAUUUAUUUUCGGUUGUAAGUCCAACCGAACCGAUGAAACCGUUUACGGAAGUUCCAAAACACACACGACCGGAUUCGAUCAGUGAACAACUUCCGGCACCUGAUAGAAACAUUGAAACUACAAUUCCGUAUGUUACUACCACUCAACCUUCGACUAGAAAAGAAGAGAGUACUACCAUCGAAAAAGUACCGUAUACAGAACAAAAAACUGCAAUCAUUGGUCCUUUUACAACCGAGAAGGUUAAAAGUACCACGUUUUAUACUACUAUACCAAAAACUAGUACUUAUGGUACUACUGUAAUUGAAGCAGUACCUGUAAGAACUUUACACACUUCAACCAGUCCAAAAACCACCUUACUAGCAGUAGCCUCGACUAAACCUACUAGUUAUGGAACCACUGUAAUAAAAGCAGUACCCGUUCGAACUUUACACACUUCUACUAUAACAAAAUCCAGUCAUGGUACCACUUCUCUAUCGGCGUCUAGCCCUAAAACCACUACAAUAGAAGCAGUACCCGUCAGGACUUUACACACUUCAACCAGUACCACAUUUCUACCAUCUAGCCCCAAAAGUUAUGGUACCACUGUAGUAGAAAAAGUACCAGUCAGGACGCUACAUACUUCAACUAGCCCUAGAACUAGUAGUUAUAGAACCACUGUCAUAGAAGAAGUACCAGUCAGAACUAGUACCACAAUCAAAGCAAAACCUGUUACGCUUCCUGAACGUGAUACGACUGUAAUAGAAGCGGUGCCAGUUACAACUCUGCACAGUUCUACAAGCCCUAGAACUAGUUAUAGUACCACUGUAAUAGAAGCGGCGCCAAUCACAACUCCAUUUCUUUCAACUAGCCCUGGUACCACUACAAUAGAAACGGUACCCAUCACAACUCUACAUGCUUCAACAAGUCCGAAAAGUACGUAUGAUACUACUCUAAUCGAAGCAACGGUACCAAAAACAUCCAGUUACGAAACUACUAUAGCCGAACUAGUACCAACAACCCCGCGGGGUCAAACUACGCGUUAUGGUACCACUUUAGGAGACACCGAAUCUCUCACAACCCAUCCGAAACCUACCACAAUCACUGAAUUUUAUUUCAAAUCAACACCAAAAACAUCUCAACAAUUCACAAUUCCUACUACUACUUAUUAUACAGAAACUCCGACUCAAUAUCUAAAUGAAACGACUUACACGACGAAGAAAGUACCCCGAGUGACAAUAACUACUCCAAGUGAUGGUUUUUUGCUCGACUCUGGUAGCAGUAAAAAACCGAAACUACCCGAGAAAAAGGAUUUCGACGUGGAUGAUAUUUUCGGAACAGUACUACCAAAAUCAAGCACUGAACCAAUGGAAACAACCACGAAACAAUUGGUACAAUCGGAUAUUUCCCGGGCGUUGUUCGGACGAUCGAAACAAGUGAAAAUUAGUUCGAAAGUAAGAAAAUCAUCAACAAAUCGACCAAAAAUUAUUUAUGGGAAUUUCUACGCCCCCUCGACUCCCAAUCCCAAUAAUACCCUUUUGGGUACUACUGUAGCUACGACAGAAAUUCGGCCUUCGACUGAUCAGAGUAUCAGUACUUCGAUUACUUUCGAAGUAAAUAAGAGGAACAAAGUGAAAUUAAGUAAAACAGAAAACGAGAAAAAAACUGAAACCACAACAGCAAUAAAUAAAAGCGAAACGAAGAAAGUUUUCGACGAUUUAGCCCUCCAAUUAGUGAAUCACGCCAGAACGAUCGAUUAUUUGCAGAAAAAACCGUCAAGACAGCCGAAAUAUAGGAGACGAAGCUUUACGACGAGAAAACGAAGUCAGAGAAAAAACACAAAGAGUGCGAAUUGACUGAAGUGAAUUAAAAAUUGCACAAUUGAGUUUUUUGUGUCGUGUGAAACUCUUGUAGGUUGCUAAAAAAUAAUGAGUCGACAUUGACCUCGAAAUGUAUUAAAUUCGUUAAAAUAUGUCGAAAUUUAUAUUUUUGUUAUGAUAAUAAAUAAUAAA